Messenger RNA from Galendromus occidentalis (western predatory mite), 1074 nucleotides. Its product is annotated as mitogen-activated protein kinase ERK-A-like. Gene Ontology annotation, biological process: protein phosphorylation. Gene Ontology annotation, molecular function: MAP kinase activity; ATP binding. The transcript has 6 exons. NCBI's taxonomy places the organism in Eukaryota, Metazoa, Arthropoda, Arachnida, Mesostigmata, Phytoseiidae. Bases 1 to 1074 code for a protein of 357 amino acids. The record is from RefSeq and is a predicted model, not a curated record.
AUGGGAGACGUCGAGAUCAUCCGUGGUCAGAACUUCGAAGUCGGACCUCGGUACAAGGAUCUCGCGUACAUCGGCGAGGGCGCCUAUGGAAUGGUCGUUUCCGCGAGAGACACGGAAUCGAACGAGAAGGUUGCGAUCAAGAAAAUUUCACCAUUCGAGCAUAAAACCUACUGCCAGCGUACCUUGAGAGAGAUCAAGAUCCUCACUCGUUUCCGACACGAGAACAUCAUCGAUAUCCGGGACAUAAUCCGAGCCCCGUCCGUUGAUCAAAUGAAAGACGUUUACAUAGUCCAAUGUCUGAUGGAGACGGACCUCUAUAAGCUGUUGAGAUCUCAAAAACUCUCCAACGAUCACGUGUGCUAUUUCUUGUAUCAAAUUCUGCGCGGACUGAAGUACAUCCACUCGGCCAAUGUUCUCCACCGCGACCUAAAGCCUAGCAACCUACUGCUGAAUACAACUUGUGAUCUGAAAAUUUGUGAUUUCGGCCUGGCUCGCGUCGCGGACCCCGACCACGACCACCAGGGCUUUCUGACGGAGUAUGUGGCGACACGUUGGUAUCGUGCUCCUGAAAUCAUGGUCGACUCGAAGGGGUAUACCAAAUCGAUCGAUAUCUGGAGUGUGGGUUGCAUACUCGCCGAGAUGUUAUCCAAUCGGCCGAUUUUUCCCGGGAAAGAUUACCUCGACGAGCUGAACCGUAUACUCAACGUACUCGGCUCACCAAGCGAAGACGAUCUCAAAUGCAUUCUCAGCGAUAAGGCUCGUUCCUAUCUCCAAAGCCUUCCACCGAAGCCGAAGGUUUCUUGGGACAAGCUCUAUCCUGAAGCCGACCCCAACGCUCUCGAUCUACUAGACCGGCUCCUCACCUUCAAUCCCCGCAAAAGGAUCACGGUCGAGGCCGCCUUAGCUCACCCGUAUUUGGAGCAGUACUACGAUCCGGACGAUGAACCCGUUGCUGAAGAACCAUUCAGAGUCGAGAUGGAGCUCGAUGAAUUUCCAAAAGAAAUCCUCAAAAAACUCGUCUUCGAUGAAACUAACUCUUUCAAAGCGCGGAUCGAAGCCCCAAAACAUCCUUAG